Molecule: messenger RNA, 1427 nt
Organism: Callithrix jacchus (white-tufted-ear marmoset)
Lineage: Eukaryota; Metazoa; Chordata; Mammalia; Primates; Cebidae
Gene: AWAT2
Product: acyl-CoA wax alcohol acyltransferase 2
Biological process (GO): lipid metabolic process
Cellular component (GO): endoplasmic reticulum membrane
Molecular function (GO): retinol O-fatty-acyltransferase activity
Source: RefSeq, a predicted model, not a curated record
AGGUAGGGGUUGGGGAAGAAAACAUGAAGAGAGGAAACACGACAGACUCCUGAGCAAUCAGGGCUGGGCAGCGGAACAGUGCUUACCUGGAGCCACCGGAACCCUGGGCACAAUGCUCUUGCCCUCUAAGAAGGACCUCAAGACUGCUCUGGAGGUCUUUGCUGUUUUCCAGUGGGCCCUCAGUGCCUUUCUUAUUGUAACAACUUUGAUCGUUGUCAACCUCUACCUGGUGGUAUUCACACAAUACUGGCUUGUCACUGUGCUUAUUCUCACCUGGCUGGCUUUUGACUGGAAGACCCCCGAGCGAGGUGGCCGCCGGUUUAACUGUGUGAGGAACUGGUGCCUGUGGAAACACUACUGCGAUUACUUCCCUCUCAAGCUUCUGAAGACUCAUGACAUCUCCCCCAACCGCAACUACAUCCUUGUCUGCCACCCUCAUGGGAUCUUGGCCCAUACAUGGUUUGGCCACUUUUCCUCAGAAGGCUCCGGCUUCUCGAAGACGUUUCCUGGCAUCACCCCUUACAUACUCACACUGGGAGCCUUUUUCUGGAUGCCUUUCUUCAGAGACUAUCUAAUGGCUACAGGGGCCUGCUCUGUGAGUGAAUCCUCCAUGGACUUUCUGCUGACUCAUAAAGGCACAGGCAACAUGCUCGUUGUGGUGGUUGGUGGCCUGGCUGAGUGCAGAUACAGCCUGCCAGGCUCUUCCACCCUGUUCUUGAAGAACCGGUCUGGCUUUGUGCGCAUAGCACUUCAGCAUGGGGUGGCUCUAAUACCUACGUAUGCGUUUGGAGAGACAGACCUCUAUGAUCAGCACAUUUUCACUCCUGGGGGCUUUGUCAACCGCUUCCAGAUGUGGUUCCGGAGUAUGGUACACGUCUACCCUUGUGCUUUCUACGGUCGUGGCUUCACCAAGAACUCUCGGGGCCUUUUGCCCUAUGCACUGCCUGUAACCACCAUCGUCGGGGAGCCUCUACAAAUGCCCAAGAUUGAGAAUCCAAGCCGGGAGAUUGUGGCUAAAUAUCAUGCACUUUAUAUUGAAGCCUUAUGUAAACUGUUCGACCAGCAUAAGACCAAGUUUGGCUUCUCAGAGACCCAGGAGCUGGCGAUAAUUUGACACACAUCCCCAGCAGCCUUCAGCCUGGUGGGAAGGUAUGGACCCAGUGAGAACAGGAGAACAAAAGUCACCUGUGGGGCCCCCGCUCCUGAUUUGACCAGUCCUGGCUGUUCAUUUGCUUGUUUCCUGCACUCCUUUUCCCACUUCAUUUCUUUUUCCUUCCAGCUCUUCUCUGCCCUUUUCUUGCAGCUACAGGAGAGAUAGUCCCAAGAAACAGGGAAGAGCCUAGGGCAGAGGUGCCCAGAAGGCACUUUGGCACCAGCAUUGAGGGAAACAACGGACAAAAUAAAAAUCCCAUCUUCUGAUAUGCCGU